Dimorphilus gyrociliatus is the source of this 2328-nucleotide messenger RNA. NCBI's taxonomy places the organism in Eukaryota, Metazoa, Annelida, Polychaeta, Dinophilidae. The record is from the annotation of a GenBank genome assembly.
GAUAGAACUUAUUUCCGGUGACCGGCAACGUGGUUCGACAAGUUUUCCUAGGCAUUUUGCUUAUUUGUCAGCCUUUAAGUAUUUAUUAAAAGCCUAAUUCGGUUAUUCAGUGAGACUACUGAACGAAAUCCAAGUUUUCACUAUUUGGUAAGUGUAAUCAUAGUCUACUUCACUAUAAACUCCCUUGGACUGUUACUAGUUGUGUCUCUCUUUUUCUCAAAGCUAAAAUCUUUUUUGUCUGUAGAUGGUUUGAGAUAUACUUAAUACUGCCGCUGUAGUAUGGUGCAUCUCACAGAAGAGGAUCCUAACUUUAGUGAUCCAGAAGACUAUAUAGACGACAUUACGGACAAUGAGUUACUUGAUGAUGUACUCAGAAGGAAGCCAAAAGAAAUUGAUGGAAUUGAUUCAGUAAUUGUAGUAGAUAAUGUACCUAUUGUUGAAGAUGACCGGUUGGAGAAGCUAAGAAAUGUUCUCACCAAGAAAUUUGCUAAAAUAGGAAAUAUUGUCAAUCAGCAUUACCCAAUGGAAAAUGGCAAAACGAAAGGUUACAUUUUUGUUGAAUACGAAAAUCGAGAGCAAGCUACGUCAGCUAUUAACGAAUUCAACAACUACCGUCUAGAUAAGCAGCACAUUUUCCUAGUAAAUCACUUAUCAGAUCUUGAUAAGUAUGCUUCUGUUCCUGAUGAAUGGGAACCCCCAGAGCCUCAGCCAUUUAAGGAUACUGGCAACCUAUACGACUUUCUUAUGGACAAAGAUUGUUUAGAUCAAUUUAGUGUAAUUUAUGAAGCUGGUCGCCAAACAGCUGUCUACUGGAACUCCCAUGGAAAACCAAAACUUCUAGAAGAAAGAUUCAAUUGGACAGAAACUGAAAUUCGUUGGUCUCCAAGUGGAUCUUACUUGGCAACAUUUCAUCCUAAAGGUGUUGCUUUGUGGGGAGGAACCAAUUUCAAACAAAUUCAGAAAUUUCCUCACGAGGGCGUUCAAUUGAUAGAUUUUUCACCUUGUGAACGCUACCUGUCUACCUAUUGUCCCAUAGCAGAAAAUAAAUCAAAAGAUGAGCCCCAAGACAUUAUUAUUUGGGAUAUUCUGACAGGCAAACGUAGACGUGGAUUCCUCUGUGAUAAUGCCACCGUCUGGCCUGUGUUUAAAUGGAGUUACGACGGCCGCUAUUUUGCCAGAAUCCGAGACGACCUAUUGCAAGUUUACGAAACACCUUCAUUUGGCCUAGUUGACAAAAAGAGUAUUCGAAUCAAAGGUAUUCGAGAUUUUAAUUGGUCUCCAACUGAUAACAUAAUUAGUUACUGGACUCCUGAGGAAGAGAAUACCCCUGCUCGUGUCGUCCUUAUGGAAAUUCCUAGCAAACAGCAACUCUGUACGAAAAACUUAUUUACAGUUGCUGAUUGUAAAAUGUAUUGGCAAAAGUCAGGAGAUUAUUUGUGCGUUAAAGUUGAUAGAUAUAAGGGGCGUAAAAUAGAGGGAAAGGAAGUUAAAUAUUCUGCCAUUUACCAUAAUUUGAAUGUUUUCCGAAUAAGGGAAAAACAAGUUCCUAUUGAUACUGUUGAGGUAAAAGAAAAUAUAAAAGCAUUUGCUUGGGAACCAGUUGGAACAAAAUUCUCUUUUAUUCAUGGUGAAGCCCCAAGAAUAAAUGUCUCUUUCUAUAAUGUAAAGAAAGCUGGAUCUGUUGAAUUAAUGAAAAUGUUUGAAAAGAAAUCAGCCAAUCUCAUAUUUUGGUCUCCCCAGGGUCAAUUUGUGGUACUGGCAGGUUUAAAACAGAUGAAUGGCAUCCUAGAGUUUAUAGAUACAUCUGAUAUGACAAUUAUGUCACAAGUAGAACAUUUUAUGGCAACUGAUGUUGAAUGGGAUCCAACUGGCCGAUAUGUUACUUCAUCUGUAUCCUAUUGGAGUCACAAGGUUGACAAUGCUUUUUGGAUAUGGAAUUUCCAAGGGAAGCUGCUACAGAAGUCGCCUCUCGAUCGUUUCUGUCAAUUUUUCUGGAGACCAAGACCCAAAUGUUUGCUGAGCGACAAGGCCUUGAAAGAUAUCAAGAAAAAUAUGAAAAAAUAUCAUAGCAAAUUCAAGUUAAUCGAUAUUCAGCGAGAAGAGCAAGUGAGCUCGGAACAAAUUGAAAAGAGGAAAAAGGCUAUGCAGGAAUGGACUAAUUUCUGCAAACAGACGGAAGCUAAAUUGCAGAAAGAUUACCAAAGGAGACGGGACUUACGUAAAGGAUUUGACACCGAUGAACGCUCUGAUGACGUUGAAUUCGAGGAAGAGACAGUCGAAUUUUUGGUUAAAGUUGAAGAAAUCGUACUUGAUGAAGACGAUGAGUAG